This is a messenger RNA of Pseudogymnoascus verrucosus, 910 nucleotides long. RefSeq names its product atp4 subunit B of the stator stalk of mitochondrial F1F0 ATP synthase (gene ATP4). The transcript is spliced from 4 exons. Bases 99 to 821 code for a protein of 240 amino acids. Gene Ontology annotation, molecular function: proton transmembrane transporter activity. Gene Ontology annotation, biological process: proton motive force-driven ATP synthesis. Lineage: Eukaryota; Fungi; Ascomycota; Leotiomycetes; Thelebolales; Thelebolaceae. The record is from RefSeq and is a predicted model, not a curated record.
UGACGCUUUAUUCCGAGCCGAAGCGAGGAAGCUUUAACGUCGGUUCCCGUUCUUCACGACAAGACCACAAGCUCUGCAUCAUCCCCCCUCUCAUCACAAUGGCAUCACGCGUGGCAAAGACCGCCCUUGGGGCCGCACGUCUCCGUCCAACCGCUACGGUUCGGGCUCUCCCAACUCUGGCCAGCACCGCCCGAUACAACUCCAGCGUCCCCGCUGAGGAGCCAAAGAAGAAGGCCCAAUCGAUCCUCGAUUCCCUUCCAGGCAACUCCCUGGUCUCCAAGGCCGCCAUCCUCUCCUCCGGAGCUGGCGCGUCCAUCUUCGCUCUCAGCAACGAGUACUAUGUCGUCAACGAGGAGUCCGUCGUCGGUUUCUCGCUCCUCGCCAUCUUCUUCGCUGUUGGCAAGUACCUUGGACCAGCAUACUCCGGAUGGGCCGAGGGACAGAUCAGCAAGAUCCGCGAUAUCUUGAACUCUGCCCGCGCCGACCACACCGAGGCCGUCAACGCCCGCAUCCAGAACGUUAAGCAGAUGGGCGGUGUCGUCGACAUCACCAAGUCUCUUUUCGAGGUCUCCAAGGAGACUGCCCAGAUCGAGGCCAAGGUUUUCGAGCUCGAGCAAUCCACCGCCCUUGCCGCUGAGGCCAAGAGCGUCCUCGACUCGUGGGUGCGUUACGAGGGACAGGUCAAGCAGCGCCAACAGCAGGAGCUUGCGCAGUCCAUCAUUGCCAAGAUCCAGAAGGAGCUCGAGAACCCCAAGACCCUUCAGAACAUUCUCCAGCAGAGCGUCGUUGACGUUGAGAGAAUUGUUGCCCAGAAGGCUUAGAUGGCAGUGAGGCCUAAUAGAGAUUUCCUUUUGUCACUGUCAAAUAGAACCCAUGUGCCAUAGUCAAUUUUUAUAUCUCUUCCAAACAU